AUGGAGUAUGAGUUACAAAUAGGAAUGGAGUAUGAUAUACAUCUGCUUGAUCAAAGCAAUCAGCAAACAAGUGGAAGAAGGACUAGGACAGCUCGAAUGCAAGUGAAUACUAACUACAUUCGUUACAAUAUUCAAGUGCCACAAUCCAUUCUUGAUGAUACCUAUACUGAUGAAAUUGAAGACGAAGAAGAAGAGGUAGUGGAGGAAGAAGAUAUUAAUGAGUUUGUGGAUCAAGAUAUGUCUGAGUAUUUCGAAAGAAGUACAUGUUAUGUUCCUUGUGUUAUGGACAUAGACGCCAACGAAGAUGGUGAUGAUGUUGAGGAACAAGAAGCAUGUGCUAUCUGCUUGCUUGAAUAUAAAGAUGAAGAUAAUAUUGGCACACUUCAAUGUGGCCAUGAAUUUCAUGCUGAAUGCAUAAACAAAUGGUUGCAGAGGAAAAAAUCAUGUCCUUUUUGUAGAGCUUCAGUUUUGCCCACAAACACAUGA
This is a messenger RNA of Solanum verrucosum, 486 nucleotides long. RefSeq names its product probable E3 ubiquitin-protein ligase ZFP1. The transcript has a single exon. Lineage: Eukaryota; Viridiplantae; Streptophyta; Magnoliopsida; Solanales; Solanaceae. The coding region runs from base 1 to 486 and encodes 161 amino acids. Gene Ontology annotation, molecular function: ubiquitin protein ligase activity. The record is from RefSeq and is a predicted model, not a curated record. Gene Ontology annotation, cellular component: nucleus.